Molecule: messenger RNA, 417 nt
Organism: Tricharina praecox
Lineage: Eukaryota; Fungi; Ascomycota; Pezizomycetes; Pezizales; Pyronemataceae
Exons: 1
Coding region: 1-417 (138 amino acids)
Source: RefSeq, a predicted model, not a curated record
AUGAAGUCCACCUUUCUUCUCGCCAGUAUUCUGGCGUCCCUCUCACUCGUCAGCGCGCAAUUCGGAUUUCCAACCGAUUUCACCAUCACACGAACAGUCGCGGGCACUCCCACCACCACCUCGACAACCUCUACCACACCCACGCCCUCAACAUCAAAGCCAUCCACCACGCCGUCCAAGCCCAGUAGCAGCAGCAGCACCUCGCAGCCGCCACCGCCGCCGUCCACACCCAGCCCUUCCACUUCCACUUCCACUUCCACUUCCUCAUCAACUAUCCCGCAUUCCGGCGGAACAACCAUCAUCGCAACAACGCUGAGCACAGUGACCGUUCUCCCGUCCAAACCGGUCUUCUUCCCGCUCCUCGCACCUGCGUUUCCUCGUAUGCCGGCAAAGGCCGCGGCAGUCACGCGGAUUUGA